AUGGCUCAGCCAGAUAAUCGUGGCAAAGAUGGCAGAUGGUCUCUUGAGGGAACCACAGCUCUUGUUACCGGUGGAACCAAAGGAAUCGGGCAUGCUAUUGUGGAGGAAUUGGGAGGAUUUGGGGCAACAGUCCACGCAUGCUCUCGCAAUCAAGGUGAUAUAUAUAAGUGCUUGCUUGAAUAGGAGGCAAAGGGCUUCCGAAUCAUUGGUUCAGUCUGUGACCUUGUGUCUCGUCCCCAACGAGAGGAACUUAUGAACACUGUUUCUCGUCAAUUUUAUGGCAAGCUCAAUAUCCUUAUAAAUAAUGUGGGGACCUACCUUGCUAAACCAACCAUAAAGGUGACGGCUCAAGAUUUUGCAUUCAUCAUGGCUACCAACGUUGAAUCCACUUACCACCUGAGCCAACUUGCUUAUCCUCUUCUUAAAGAAUCAGGAAGAGGAAGUAUUUUUCUCCUUUCUUCCAUUAGUGGAAUGUUGGGAAUAGGUGGCGCAUCCAUUUAUGGCACAAGUAAAGGGGCAGUAAACCAACUUACUAGAUGCUUGGCAUGUGAGUGGGCACGAGAUAAUAUCAGGACCAAUCGCAUUGCACCUGGAGUGAUAAAAACUCCUUUAGCGGAGGAUUUAGUCAAAAGCAAAGCCAUGGAAACUAUAAAUUUGCGAACACCUAUUGGACGACCUGGGGAGUCGGAAGAGAUAUCAUCUUUGGUAGCAUAUCUCUGCCUACCUGCGGCUUCUUACAUUACUGGACAAAUAAUCUAUGUUGAUGGAGGAAUGACUGUGUAUGGAUUCAAUCCCGACCCCUAG
Messenger RNA from Corylus avellana, 804 nucleotides. The record is from RefSeq and is a predicted model, not a curated record. Lineage: Eukaryota; Viridiplantae; Streptophyta; Magnoliopsida; Fagales; Betulaceae.